Molecule: messenger RNA, 1415 nt
Organism: Aspergillus homomorphus CBS 101889
Lineage: Eukaryota; Fungi; Ascomycota; Eurotiomycetes; Eurotiales; Aspergillaceae
Product: putative extracellular cellulase CelA/allergen Asp F7-like
Exons: 2
Coding region: 335-1333 (332 amino acids)
Source: RefSeq, a predicted model, not a curated record
UUUCCUAGAGAUUGCUGACAAUGGGGCAAUCAUGACGCUCAAAUUGACCCAUCAGAUUGUCUGGACCACGGGGCAAACGGCGUGUGCUCGCGGCGAUUCCUUUUAUUCCCUGCAUCCCAGGUGCUUCUCUUUCUUUCUUCUCAGCAUCUCUCGUUGACCACUCUGUCCGGAACAGCAGAUCUAUAGCCCUGGGAUUUGAUAUCCAGGCGUCCAUUCAUUCCUUCUCAAACCACUCCAGUGUUGAUAUCACACGUUUCUUUGCCAUCUUGGCUGAUCGAGAGAUCUCUUCCAUUCAUUCUAUCUUUUUUGAAACACAGUCCUUCUCAUACCAACCAUGAAGUACGAACGUCUUGCCUCGUUGGGUAUUGCUGCCCUGGGUGCCCUUUCCUCCGUGUCUGCAAGGCCUAUUGAGAUCCCUGAUGAUGAUGAAUGGGACUGUGGCGAGGACGACGUCGCUGUUAGCACUUACUUCAAGACAAUGACAGUUGCGGUGACUCCGACUGCCUCGGUUGAAUCCUCCACCUUCUCUGAGGUUGUUCCUACUACCGUGGUUGCUGCUACCACUGCUGCUCCGGCUGCUGUCGAAGCCACUUCUGUUGUUCAGGCAGUGACCGUCAACACUCAUGCUGCUGCUCAGGCCUCUAGCACCAGCACUACUGCUGCCAGUGCCGCCACUUCUUCAUCUUCCUCUUCGUCUUCCUCCUCUUCGUCCUCGUCCAGCAGCAGUCUGAGCUCCGAGUUCUCCGGCGAAGCCACCUUCUACGGCGGCAAUGUUGAGGGCGGAGCCUGCUCCUUCAGAGGCUACACCAUCCCCUCCGGUCUCUUUGGUACUGCGCUGGGAUCUCCUCGCUGGGAUAACGCCGCCCAGUGUGGUUCUUGUGUUCAGGUCACUGGCCCCAACGGCAACAAGAUCAAGGCUAUGAUCGUCGACGAGUGCCCCGAAUGUGACUCCAACCACCUGGACCUGUUCCAAACGGCCUUCACCGAACUGGCAGACAUCUCCAAGGGCGUGAUCAACAUCGACUGGGAAUACGUGACCUGCGGCAUCAGCACGCCGAUCAAGUUGAACAACAAGAGCGGUACCUCGGCCUACUGGUUCGCCAUGCAGGUCGAGAACGCCAACGAGCCCGUCACCUCGCUCGAGGUCAGCACCGACGGCGGCAGCACCUGGCAGUCCACCACCCGCUCCACCUACAACUACUUCGAGAACGCCAGCGGGUUCGGCACCGACACCGUCGACGUGCGUGUCACCUCCCAGUCUGGUGCCAAGAUUACCGUCAACAAUGUCAGCGUUUCGUCGGGUUCGUCCGUCACAGCCGAGUCGAACUUUUAGGGGUUGUGUGAUGUGAUGAUGAUGCUUGUGGAUAUACAUUCUUUGGCUUGACAGCUCUUUGUUUGUUCUUUCCCUUCUACUG